Molecule: messenger RNA, 1293 nt
Organism: Rotaria sordida
Lineage: Eukaryota; Metazoa; Rotifera; Eurotatoria; Philodinida; Philodinidae
Source: the annotation of a GenBank genome assembly
AUGGCAAAAGGAAAGAAAAAAUCGAAGAAAAAAGAUGCUGCAUUACUUGAACAAAAUGUGCAAUUAUUACGACGUAUUUUAAAAUUAUAUGAUCAAUAUUGUGUUGAACAGAAUAGUGUUGCUUGUACUGAAGUGACAAAAACAAUUCGAUUAUUAAUUGAAGAAGGCGAAAGUUUAACAAAAAUAUUUCUUCGACCAAAUCCUCAAAAAAUAAUUAAACCUAUUGAAACAACAGAUGAACUUAAACCUGCAGUGGAAGCAGUUCCAAUCCUACAAACUUAUGUUCGACCAUUUGUUCGUACAUUAUCAACUUGUGAAGUUCAUACAGUCAAAAUAUUUUCUGUAUGGAAUAUUUGUAUGGAUUUACUUGAUUGUAUUGAACUUGGUCUUUAUUUAAAACUUCCAACAACUAUUGUUCAAACUCUUUUACUUAAUGAUUGUCUUCUUCAACCAGAUCCUUUAUACAGACUUUCAACUUCAUUUAGUAUAUGUCGUACACUUCGAAUACUGAAUCUUGACUAUAACGAAUUUGGUGAUGAAGGAUGUUUAUUAUUAUGUAAUAAUUUGGUGAACAAUCAAUGUAUAACGCAGCUUUCUAUGACAUACUGUGAUCUUGGUCCUGUAUGUGGAAAUCCUUUAGGUCGACUUCUUGUACAAACUGCUAUAGCUGAAAUUUAUCUUGAUGGAAAUCAUUUUGGAUGUCAAGGUGCAUUUGAUCUCAUAAAAUUAUUAUUACUUGAUUGUGAAAGAUUUCUUAUUGAUAAACAAGAUAAAUUACGAGCUGAAAUGGAAUUAAAAGCACAAGAAGCUUUACUUCGAGAAAGACAAGGUUUACCACCUGAAUUGACUGAAAGUGAGAAAAAAGAAGAAAAGAAAAAGAAAAAAAAAAAGAAAAAGAAGAAAAAACUAACACUUGAUGAUCUACCACCAUUUGGACCAUUUGUUACAAAAAUUCAUUUAUUUGAUAAUGAAAUUGAUUGUUUACAACCCGAUGGUUUUGGUAUUAUUCAACAAACAAUAAAUGCUUAUGCACGAUUAAUUGAAAUCUCUGAAGAAUUACAAGAACUUGACCUUGAUGAAAAUGUUAUUGGACAUGUAUGUGGAGGAAUUAUUUUAGAUGCAUUAAAAAAACGAAAAGAAAAUAAAUUAAAAAAAAUUAAGAUUAAUGUUAGUGAAAAAAUUGAUCAAUUUGUUUUUGCUGAUAUAUUAAAACUUAGUGCGACAAUGAAGAAAAAACGAAAACGUGCAAAAAAGAAGGUAAAAGUUCGUAAUUAUUUUUCAAAUAAAUUUUAG